UUUUCCAUAAUUGACCCCUAAACUCUUGGAUCCAAAAUCCAUCUCCAAGAUGCAUUUCAGAUGAGGGCGUAUAUAAAGAGGUGCAUCUGCCGGCGCACCAAACGUUACCCCUUUUAUAAACACUGCCCCAAUCUCCCACAAACGCACCGAGUUCCCGCAAUUUCCCUCUGGGGAAAGGGAUCGAAAGCACAGGAAAAUCUGGACCGUCCAUGGAUUCCAAUCCAACGGCCAAUAUUGGAUUCAACCACCUCACACGGAUCGAUCAAUCGACCGUUGAUUACAAAAACAUAUUCAACGAUCUCCAUUUCUUCCCUCCAAUGCUUAGCUCAAGAUUUAAACCCUCGCCAGGGAAGCGUAUCAUCACAAGCCUGUGUCCUGCAUUCUAGUGAGAGAGAGGGACUUCUAGAGAGAGAAAGAGAGAUGUCAGGAAGAGGAAAAGGCGGAAAGGGCCUGGGAAAGGGAGGAGCAAAGAGGCACAGGAAGGUAUUGAGAGAUAAUAUUCAGGGGAUCACGAAGCCUGCAAUUCGGCGCUUGGCUCGAAGGGGUGGAGUGAAGAGGAUCAGCGGUUUGAUCUAUGAAGAAACCAGAGGGGUCUUGAAGAUCUUCCUUGAAAAUGUUAUUCGUGAUGCUGUAACCUACACGGAGCAUGCCAGGCGGAAGACUGUGACUGCCAUGGAUGUGGUCUAUGCUCUCAAGAGGCAGGGUAGGACCCUCUAUGGUUUUGGGGGUUAAGAUUCUAACCUUCAGAGA
Messenger RNA from Amborella trichopoda, 750 nucleotides. RefSeq names its product histone H4. The record is from RefSeq and is a predicted model, not a curated record. Gene Ontology annotation, cellular component: nucleosome. Gene Ontology annotation, molecular function: structural constituent of chromatin; protein heterodimerization activity; DNA binding. NCBI's taxonomy places the organism in Eukaryota, Viridiplantae, Streptophyta, Magnoliopsida, Amborellales, Amborellaceae.